CGAAAUUCUUACUUAGUUCUACGCGUUACACGAGUUAUAUCUAUUCAUGGUUUCAAAUCCAACAAGUAUUGUUUGUAGUUAUAUUUUAUUCAAUAUGAUGUCGUUUAAAAACGUUGUGAUAUAUAUUUCAAUUAUCAUUGCUACGUGUGCAAUCAGCAGUGAAUGUUUUAUAUGUGAUACUUGCGUGUGUCAAAAUUCCAUAAUCAACUGUACGGAGAACGGAUUGAUUAAUAUUUUAGAUCUAUGGGAACACACAGAAACCUUAAAGGAUACAACUCUUAUGCAUUUCGAUUAUAAUGGCAUUACUCAUGUUAAAAAGUUACCAUCAUCUAAAGUUAAAUGCUUAACCCUCCGACACAACCAGAUAAGCAGUAUAGAGGAUUUAGCUUUUAUAAACUUAAUAUACUUAAAAGAACUCGAUCUUAGCUACAAUUAUUUGACCACAGAUGACCUGAAUCAAAACACAUUCAAAAUUAGUCGCGGAGAUUCUAAAGUUUCUAUACGACCAACUGGUCUGCUUAUUUUACGUCUAGAUAACAAUAAUCUUCAUUCACUUACUUCACGGGUUUUCGAAGAAAUGGAAUAUCUAGUUUCCUUAUCUCUAGCAGGGAAUCCAUUGAUAACUAUUGAUCGAUCGACCGGUCUUGCGUUGAGUUCAUUGCCCAUGUUGAGAGUUUUAAAUUUAGCCAACACAUCCAUAUGUGAGUUACCCGAUCAUUUUCUACAUACUCCUAGGUUUUUAGCAACAAUAAAUUUGUCAAAAAAUAAAUUCACACAAAUUCCACAAGGACUAAGCGAAGUACACGCGUUACAGAGAUUGGACUUGAGCUAUAAUCCUAUAGUUAGUAUCUUAAAUUUCCCAAAAAUGCCAUCACUAAAAAUACUUCAUUUGUCAUACAUGCCGGAACUAAACGCUAUUGGAACACGUGCUUUCAGUAAUCUUCGUAACCUCGAGGAAUUUCAUUGCAUGCAUAAUUAUAAACUCGAAUCAAUAGAUCCGAAUGCGUUCAGCUAUAAAUCGAGCGAUGGAUCAGAAGUUGAAUUAUGGCCGAACAUAAUUAAAUUAGACUUAAGCUACAAUGCUUUAAGAUACUUAGAUAGUAAUUUAUUGAGUAGAUGGGAUACAUUAGAAGAAUUGAAUUUGCAAGGUAACAAAUGGGAAUGUGACUGUUUAAACCAAUGGUUUGUGAACACUUUAGCUCCAAUGCUGGAGUCUAAACAUUCGGAAUUUCUAAUAGAUUUUACUUGCCGAGAGCCGACUGAAAUGAAUGGAAAAUCUAUUCUGGACUUGCACCACCUUCAUUACGAAAUGCGUUGUUUAGAUUAUUAUAACCAUCAUCCUGAAACGGACGGAGUUUUGUUGGUCGGAAUAUUGAUUGGUGUUCUGUUAGCAGUUCCGUUUACAAUGGGAUGUAUGAUGUACUGUGCAAAAAGAAAAAAUUCACUUUCAUAUUACCACAGAAUUUUCAAUCAAUAUAAAGCACCUUACUCCCAUGAAUUUCAACUAAGGGAAUCAUCGAUUUAUCAGCCAACAUCAAUUAUUGCAGACGGAUACCAAUGUGAAAACAGAUAACAAGUACGUAGCAGAAAAAUGUCAAAGCAAUAGAUUAAUUUAUAGAAUUUUAAUGUCUAUUUAUUUUUAUUACGAAAUAUAU
Messenger RNA from Sipha flava (yellow sugarcane aphid), 1655 nucleotides. RefSeq names its product leucine-rich repeats and immunoglobulin-like domains protein 1. The transcript is spliced from 8 exons. The coding region runs from base 47 to 1573 and encodes 508 amino acids. Lineage: Eukaryota; Metazoa; Arthropoda; Insecta; Hemiptera; Aphididae. The record is from RefSeq and is a predicted model, not a curated record. Gene Ontology annotation, molecular function: protein binding. Gene Ontology annotation, cellular component: plasma membrane.